This is a messenger RNA of Chiloscyllium plagiosum (whitespotted bambooshark), 1481 nucleotides long. It is a transcript of the gene mrps30, whose product is annotated as mitochondrial ribosomal protein S30. The record is from RefSeq and is a predicted model, not a curated record. Gene Ontology annotation, molecular function: structural constituent of ribosome. NCBI's taxonomy places the organism in Eukaryota, Metazoa, Chordata, Chondrichthyes, Orectolobiformes, Hemiscylliidae. Gene Ontology annotation, biological process: translation. Gene Ontology annotation, cellular component: mitochondrion; mitochondrial large ribosomal subunit; ribosome.
UGUCACCGUCUGAAUUCCCAUUGGACAGCUGUGUUUCUGACGGAGAUGCUAAUCUGCCCUUCUCCCCAGACGGCGCUGAGGAAAGAUGGCGGCGUGCACUCGGUGGCGGUUGGUGCGCGCGCUGGGUUUGAAUGGCGGGCAGCAGUCGAGAGUGGGCCGCGCGGGGCUGGCCACUGAGGCGGCCCCAAACCCGACUCCCCGGUACCCGCCCGUCCUACCGUCCCGCACCGCCAAAAGUAAGUCAGCUCAAAGGCGGAGGCUGGACGAGCUUUUCCAGCGAGUUCACGGAGCCUCCUCCGUGUCCGAGAAGAUCCGGCUCCUGACCCGGAUCCAGCGGCUCAAGUACGUCGUGUAUCCGCAGACGCUGUCUCUGGAGGCGGACCGCUGGUACCAGAGCUUCACCAAGACCGUCUUUGUGCCGGGACUGCCCGGCCGCCUGAGCGGCCCCGAGCCCGGAGCCGAGCCUGAUCUCGGCCGCCUCAGGUCCCUGGUGUGCGAGGCGGUGUCGCAGGAGAACUUCUAUGUGAAGAGGCGGCGGCCAUUCCUGUACCGGGAAAGAGAGCAGACGGUGCUGCCGCUCCUCGGGAGCCUCGUGCCGCGGAUCAUUAGCUACUUGGCCGCGGAAAACCCGCUGCUCGGAGUCUCUUCCCUGGAUUUUCAACCGGAUGUUAACUUUUACUGGUUGCGGGGUGAACGAACUGUUCCUCGGGGUCAUCGGAAAGGGCGAGUAGAUCCUAUUCGUUUCCAGAUUGAUGACAAGCCUUACUGCCAAAUUCGAGUUCCUAAACAACUCCCUGAGUUUGUGCCCUUAGAACAUUCAGUUCUUGAAGAUGUUCCUGUUAUUCAUGUCGAACCAUGCCGACUUCCAUUAUUUCAACGGCAGUAUGACAACAAUAUUUUCAUUGGUUCAAAGAUUUCUGAUUCUUCCUGUUAUGGACACACCCAAUUUCAUUUUGCUUCUGAGAAAUUGAGGAGAGAAAAACUAAUAAAAGAUGACCUACCUGACCAGAUUGAAGUGCGUUUGCGUGCCAAUGGUAUUGCAAGUUUGUUUGCUUGGACUGGAGCACAGGCAAUGUAUCAAGGAUUCUGGAGUGAGGCAGAUGUAACCCGACCAUUUGUUUCUCAAGCUGUGAUUACAGAUGGAAUUUAUUUCUCUUUCUUUUGCUAUCAAUUGAACACCCUAGCUCUGACUGUCAGUGCAGACCAGCAUAAUAACCGCAAAAACAUUUGCUGGGGGACAGAAAGUAUGCGCCUGUAUGAGGCUGUCGAAGGCGACAAUGUGAUAGGGUUCAACGAUGAAGUCCUGAGCCUACUUGUUCGCUUCUUACUCAAUAGACCAGAAUCAGUGAAAAGUAACCUAAGUGGAAUGUAACAUUUUGAACGUUUGUAAGUACUUUAAAAAUUGUAACAUAUGUUGAAAAUACAUAUAUCUAAGCAUUUCAAUUUUAAGUGCUUAAAAUACAUUAUUCAGAAAUGCCCCA